Stereum hirsutum FP-91666 SS1 is the source of this 360-nucleotide messenger RNA. RefSeq names its product Tautomerase/MIF. Bases 1 to 360 code for a protein of 119 amino acids. The transcript has 6 exons. The record is from RefSeq and is a predicted model, not a curated record. Gene Ontology annotation, molecular function: phenylpyruvate tautomerase activity. Lineage: Eukaryota; Fungi; Basidiomycota; Agaricomycetes; Russulales; Stereaceae.
AUGCCUGCUCUCGAACUUACCACCAAUGUCAAGGUCUCCGACCCGAAGGCUUUCAGCCUGGAGUUCUCUAAGGUCGCUGCUGAAGUCUUGGGAAAACCCGAGCUGUACAUCUCAGUCGCAUAUAACUAUUCCGAAUUCCUCACCUUCAACGGUUCCUUCGACCCCGCUUUCCUCCUGAAGAUCACUUCGCUCAAUAACAUCGAGCCCAAGGUAAACGAAGUAUACAGCAAAGCGCUGUUUGCCUUCUUCGAGAAGCAACUCGGUAUUCCAGGCGAUAGAGGUUACAUCACUUUCUAUGAUCCCGGCCUGGCCUACUUGGGCCACAAGGGAACCACCUUCGCCGCGAUCUUUGGCUCAUAG